This is a messenger RNA of Colletotrichum lupini, 1473 nucleotides long. Its product is annotated as carboxylesterase. The coding region runs from base 1 to 1473 and encodes 490 amino acids. The transcript has 5 exons. The record is from RefSeq and is a predicted model, not a curated record. Lineage: Eukaryota; Fungi; Ascomycota; Sordariomycetes; Glomerellales; Glomerellaceae.
AUGAAGCAUGCCACCCUCUUUAUAGGCCUCCUUUGCGGACUGGUGAUUGCAAAACCUACCAAGUUCAACACCUGGUCUGUUGGCCAGGGAGUUUCCACCACCAGCGGUCGUGUCGUCGGCCACGCUGCCGAGGACGUCCCCGAUGUUUCCGAGUAUCUCGGGAUUCCGUUUGCCGCUGCACCUGUAGGCGCUCUGCGUUUCCAGCCUCCUGUUCCCUACAAUGGCUCUGCAGUCAUCAAUGGCUCAGCAUUCGGCCCUGGCUGUAUGCAACCGUCUGCCACAGAGUACCCUCAAAGCGAGGACUGUUUGUCAGUCAAUGUUUGGACCAAGCCGCAAGUGGGCGAGCGGAAGAAAGCCGUCCUUGUCUGGGUUCACGGAGGCGCUUACUCAUAUGGAAGCGCAAGAGAGGACGGAUACAGCGGCCGUUUCUUCGCAAACGAUUCGGAUGUGGUUCUGAUGUCUAUCAAUUACCGUCUUGGAAUCUUUGGAUUCCCAGGCAAUCCCGCCACAACUGCGAACCUGGGAUUGCUGGACAUGCGACUUGCCAUGGAAUGGAUUCGCGACAAUGCCCAGAAGUUUGGCGGUGAUCCUAGCAGGAUCUCCGUAUUCGGCCAGUCCGCCGGCGCCGGAAUGGCAGACUUUUACGCCUACGCCUACGCUUCGGAUCCCAUUGCCAACGGCUUCGUCCUUCAAAGCGCCACCGUCGUUGGCUUCCCCGCUCUUAGCAGGAACUACACGUCGACGCGGUGGUUUAGACUCGCGGCGGCCGUCGGCUGCGGCACUGGCGUAAGCAAUUCCACUAACCCCAAGCUCGUCACGAACUGCAUGAAGAAUCGGACCACCGAGCAAAUCUUUGGCGCAUUCGGGCCCGAGGAAACGGGCGUUGGCUCUACACCCGCUUUCGGGCCCGGCGUGGACGACAUCCUUGUCUUUGAGGAUUACACCGAUCGUCGAGCUGCCAAGGCUGGGUACCUGAUUGGCGACAAUGCCAACGAGGCGGGACUCUUCCGUUCGAUGCAGCCGAACAGGUCAGACGCGUACUGGAAUGACUUCAACUUUAGGUACUACACCUGCGGUGACGCCAUCAGGAUCAGCCAGGCUGUGAACGAUGGGAUGUCUGCCUGGAGGUACCGGUAUUUCGGAGACUUUCCCAACCUGGCCAUCUCUACCAACCCGCCCAGCGGAGCCUAUCACGGCGCCGAACUCCCACCUGUUUUCGGCACGCUGCCUCAGACGCCGCCCAGCACCGCAGUCGAGCUGGCGACUGCCGAGUUCCUUCGGGGGGCGUGGACGGCCUUUGCUAAAGAUACUUCCUCUGGCUUGCUUGGCUACGCUGACGGAUGGCCGAUUUAUGAUCCCGCUGAGCUGACCCUUGCUCAAAUUGCGCGUGACAACCAGACGGGAACAAAUUUGGGUCUCGGAAACUCGUUCGAUGGGAUUUGCUCAUCUUUGCCGGCGAUUCCUCCUUCCUAG